Molecule: messenger RNA, 1256 nt
Organism: Rosa rugosa (rugosa rose)
Lineage: Eukaryota; Viridiplantae; Streptophyta; Magnoliopsida; Rosales; Rosaceae
Product: OPA3-like protein
Exons: 5
Coding region: 236-766 (176 amino acids)
Biological process (GO): regulation of lipid metabolic process
Cellular component (GO): mitochondrion
Source: RefSeq, a predicted model, not a curated record
GACAUGUUUCUUCGCACGCAUCCAUGUCGAUCGAAUAACGGAAACAAAGCAGAAAUGACUACACAACUUCUUUGUCCAGUUACCGUCGUCUUCUCUGUAAUAAACAAUUCCAUCACUUGUGACAUUUCGAUGAACCAAAACCUGUGCUUAAACCCAUAACCUUGAAAUCCAAACUGCUUAAACCCAUAACCUCCAAACAAAAAAUUUAACAAGUCUAAGAGUUAGAGCUAGAGCUAUGAUCCUACCAGCGGUUAAGUUAGGAACCCUUGCCCUGAAAACCUUCUGCAAACCCAUUGCCAAUCGCCUCAAGAAAGAGGCUGGUUUGCACCCCAGGUUUAGGCAGUUCAUCAUUAACAUUGCCCAGGCAAAUCAUCGAUUUACAACAAAUGUGCAAAGACGGAUUUAUGGUCAUUCAACUGAUGUUGCGAUUCGUCCACUGAACGAGGAGAAAGCUGUCCAAGCUGCUGCAGAACUUCUUGGGGAGCUCUUUGUGUUCACGGUUGCAGGAACUGCACUUAUUUUUGAAGUCCAAAGAAGUUCAAGAUCAGAAGCAAGAAAGGAGGAGCUGCGUAAACAGGAGUUACAGGCAAUGAAACAAAGAGAUGAAGAGCUAGAAAGAGAAGUUCAGCUGCUUAAGAAGAAGCUUGAAGAGCUGGAACAGCUUGCAAAAGGUAGAGGAAUUGCUGGCCUUUUCAGUUUCAGGCAUGCUCAAGCUACUGAUAAUGGAAACCGAAAUCCCAGCUUGACCCCAGAAAAGAUCGUGUAGAGCACAUAGCAUCACUAAACUUGGUAAGAUCCAGAACGCAAGUAUUCAGUCACAUAAAGCUAUAUUGCCUGGUGCCUGUUAUCAACAAAGCAGCUGACAUAUUUGAUUUCUAACCCUUCGGACAUGCAAAUAUGCCAUUUCAGGAUUUGAUAAUAUCAUUGUUCGAUUCCUCUGAGACUAUCAAGUAGUUAUGAUGAACAUCAUUCAAUUUUUUCUCAGGUUGUUCAAGCAUAGAUCGAUGAGCUGAUCAUUUGACAACUGCAAUGCUGUCUAGAUAUGGUCUGAUCCUCUUGGGUUGAGUAGUAGAGCCCGAAAUUACAUUUGGGGGGAACUGCCGUACAAUAUGCACAUAUAUGUUAGCGAAAUCGACAACAUAGUUACUUGUCAUGAAUUGGUUUAUUCAUCAUAAAGGUGGUUUUACUACUCUAGGAAGAUGAUAGAGAUUGUUCAGGAUUGUUCAUAACUUUUAAUCAAGUGCUCACUUAUAACA